AUGCUGACAUCUCAAAAGCUGCAGAUGCCACCAGUCAUGAACGAAAGAUCACCUGAUGAUCACAAGGAUUCCGUUAUUGCUCGAAAUCCUGGGUUGUGUGGGAUCCUUCCAGCCAAUCAGAAACUGGCUUUUGUGGAUAUAGGUUUGGAUUCGAGUCGUCGGCGUCGAUUAAUUCUAAUCCGAGAGGCAGACGGGACACUUCGUCAUGCAUAUGCAUCGGAGCGUGAUCGUCUGAAUCAAAUAUUCUUUCCACUACCCGGUAGACGACUUCGCACGCCUUCCUUGUUCCGAGAUGCCAAUCUUGAGAGAGUGUACAAUGACGCAGUCGCAAAAAUUUGGGCUUGCUACCAGACGGCCUCUGAUCAAAGUGAAAACGAUAGUGCGAACAUAGUCACAAGACUCCGGUUAACGAGGCAUUAUGGACCUUUUGCUCUCUACGUAAUUUCCCGUCUUCAGCGCCCUGCUUGUCUUGUACAGGAAGCACUCUUUCACCAGGCUCUGGACACGGUCUACAGACUGCUUAUUCUUACUUCUCUCUUGCAUCCUGAAUCCAACUUUGCCAUGAAGGCCGUUGAACAGGGGAUUCCAUCGAGCACUCCGGAGCGCGAUCACUUCGUGCCAGUUAACAAAAUAAUUCUUGAUAUCGUUCGGCGGCACAAAGCCUUCAUGUGCACUGACUUUAUGGUCUUCUGGACUGUGAGGUCGAUGAAGACAAGACUACCUGGCGACUUCGCGAAGUACCUGUUGAGUAGCGCAUUGGUUCUGCGCCUGGGACUCUUCACAUUCAGCUUAUGGCAGGACGCAACUCGAUGGCCAGACGGGCAGCUGCGUUUCACGGACGUGGACUACGACGUGUUCACGGAUGCAGCGAAGGCCAUGACAACGGGGGUCAACAUCUACGAGGCGCGCCCCACCUACCGCUACUCGCCCCUCAUCGCCCUCUUCCUAUGGCCCGGCCACUUCGUCUCGACCACGUUCCGCCUCUCCGCGCCUUUCCGCGCGGUCGCCUACGCUUUCGGCAAGGUCGUCUUCAUCUCUGCUGACAUCUUCUGCGCUCUCCUUCAACGCCACAUUAUCCUCACGGAAAACGCUACCCAAUCAAUAAGCACACACACAAUCUCCUGGCUUGUUGGCGCCUUUUGGCUGUUCAAUCCCGUCACGACAACCGUCUCGGUGCGGGGCAAUGCGGAGUCAAUUCUGGGGGUGUGCGUGCUAGCCUGUUUGUGGUGCCUCCUACAAAACCGCGUGGUACUUGCGGGGCUGCUUUUUGGUCUUUGCAUCCACAUCAAGCUCUACCCCGUCAUCUACGCGCCUGUCAUCUAUCUGCAACUCAACGAACCGUCCCAUCCUUCGAUUCAUCUUCUGCCCACGAGAUGCCACUGGUGCUUCGGCCUUGCAACUCUCACCUCCCUCUCGGGGCUCACGUGGGCCGCCUACGCAGCCUAUGGACGGACCUUCCUGGACCACGCCUACUUCUAUCACUUCACCCGUGUCGACCUCUGGCACAACUUCGCACCUCAUUUCUACCCCAUCUAUCUCUUCGAGGGGUCUCUGGCACUCAACGAGACCGCCUACGACUCUAGCCUCUUCCCCUACAACCACUUCCCUGUUUGGCUCCUCGAGAUCUUCUUUUGUCCCGCCACCCUCCAGCACCUCUACGCCCUCUUCAAGGUGCUCAUCAUGCUACCCUCGGCUCUGCUCGUCAUUGGUCUCUCCUUCCAUCUCUGGCACACUCCCAGUUUCGCUUGGUUUGCCAUCACAUUCGCCUUCGUCACCUUCAACAAGGUAUGUACGUCGCAGUAUUUCCUGUGGUGGCUGGUCCUUUUGCCCCCAGCGCUGGCCCACAUUCACACACCGCCGGGGUGCCAUGAGGCCUCGAAGGGACUGUUCGGCUACGUGGCGCGCACCACCGGCCUCACCCCAAGUGUGGUUCGUCGGACCACCUCGUUGGCCGGCCUUUGGUUCGCCGGCCAGGUUUGCUGGUUGACUGUCGCCUACCUUCACGAAAUGGGCGGAGGUGCUUUCUGGGGCCGUAGUCUUUGGCUCGCCCUCUGGGGCGCCUCUGCUCUCUUCCUCGUUGUUAACGUAGUUAUUUUGAAGUGCCUGAUGAGAUGGCUCUCGACAGGUAUUUCUCUGACAUCCUCGGACAAACGUCUCAAUCACUCACAGUCACCAUCAACCUCAAUGACUUUGUUUAAGUUUGACAAGCACAAAGAGGAGCUUGAAGGCGUAAUUCGAAGGAGGAAUGUCAAGGAAACUGUAGAUCCAUGGGUCACUUAG
Molecule: messenger RNA, 2280 nt
Organism: Echinococcus granulosus
Lineage: Eukaryota; Metazoa; Platyhelminthes; Cestoda; Cyclophyllidea; Taeniidae
Product: GPI mannosyltransferase
Exons: 6
Coding region: 1-2280 (759 amino acids)
Biological process (GO): GPI anchor biosynthetic process
Cellular component (GO): membrane; glycosylphosphatidylinositol-mannosyltransferase I complex
Molecular function (GO): alpha-1,4-mannosyltransferase activity; GPI mannosyltransferase activity
Source: RefSeq, a predicted model, not a curated record